This is a messenger RNA of Malaya genurostris, 1332 nucleotides long. RefSeq lists its product as uncharacterized. Lineage: Eukaryota; Metazoa; Arthropoda; Insecta; Diptera; Culicidae. The transcript has a single exon. The record is from RefSeq and is a predicted model, not a curated record. The coding region runs from base 1 to 1332 and encodes 443 amino acids.
AUGGAGUCAGCAAGCACCUCCUUUGAGAGGAACGUACCGCCGGAUAAUCCACCCGGAAACAGCCAAACAAACGCAAACGAAAGAACGAUCCCCGAAUGGAUGGAUCGUUCGGGGAUGCAUGGUCAGCGAAUCAUAUUACAGUUACGUGCUGCUGGGGAGAAACCUCUCCCGAAGAACCCAUUCACUAUCGGUAAAUCCAUAGAAACAAUCUGCGGAGGAAACAUCGAAUCAGCUCAUACCGAAGAGCGAGGAACUAAAUACGUUUUGAAAACAAGAAGUGCCGAGCAAGCUAAAAAACUGAUCCGCAUGAACAAACUGAUUGACGGAACCGACGUAAUAGUUGAAUCUCAUCCAACUCUAAACAAAACCCGCUGCGUGCUGAGCUGCCGGGAGGCUAUGGACUUACCCACCGAAGAAAUCAAGCAAGAACUGGAGCAUCUUGGAGUUUUGGAAGUUCGAAGAAUCACAAGAAGAAAGGAAAACGACCGCGUAAACACACCAACGCUGGUCCUUACGUUUCAGGGAACCACAUUCCCCAAAUAUAUAAAGAUUGGCCCACUCCGAGUAGAAACACGAGAAUUCAUACCGAACCCAAUGCUCUGCUUUAACUGUUGCAGCUACGGUCAUACGAAAGUCAAAUGUCCCAACAAUGCAGUUUGCCAAAACUGCUCAGGAGAUCACAAACUGGAAAAGGAUGCCUGCAAAGAAGCCCCAUACUGUAAAAACUGUAAAGGUGGCCACUCUCCAACUAGCAGAAAGUGCCCACAAUACGUAAAGGAGGAAAAAGUAAUAAAAAUCAAAACUGAGAAGGGAAUAUCAUUCAGUGAAGCUAGGAAAGAGUACUCCAAGCAGCAUGGAGAACACUCGUAUGCAGCAAUUUGCGGUGCUCAGAACAGAUUAGAAAACAUGAGGAAGGAUGACGAGAUCAAGCUUCUGAAAGAAGAAAUCCAAAAACUGAAGAAUGCAGAAAGAGACAUCGAAAAGGACAUCGUGAUAAAAAACCUUCGGGAAGAAAUCGAACAGAUGCGAACCAUCUUGGCUGACUUCAACAUGAUGAAGGUUGAAUUGGAAAAGCUGAAGAAAAGCAAAAACAUCGAGUAUCCUGAACUUUCUGAAGAUGAGCAUGAUCAGGCGAUGUCCGAAGGAAGCGACUACACGGAAGAAAACGAAAAAGAAAGAUCUAGUGCGACAACGAAACGAAAAAUAGAUGCAACCGACAGCGAAACUGACCCACGAGGUAGUGCCGACGAGAAAUCUGCCGAAAUAAACUCCAAAACUGCAAAGGACCGCCCUCCUACUAGGAAGGGAAGAGGUCGACCACGAAAACACUAA